Messenger RNA from Knipowitschia caucasica, 3012 nucleotides. The record is from the annotation of a GenBank genome assembly. NCBI's taxonomy places the organism in Eukaryota, Metazoa, Chordata, Actinopteri, Gobiiformes, Gobiidae.
AUGGAUGUGCCGAUCCGGGGCAUGGAGGCUGAAUGCGGGAGCACAGCGGCGGCGGUGGGGACCUUCUUGUCUCUGAGUGAGCAGGAGCAGCGGUACUACUCCGAGCUCCAUGCGCGGUGUCAAACUGACGGCUCCGGGAAACUGUCCUCUGUCCGAGUGGCCGAGCUCUUCAAGGCGUCGCAGCUGCCGCCGGACGCGCUGCAUAAAGUGACAGAGGUGUGUGGAGCUCAGAGACUCGGAUACUUUGGAACAGCUCAGUUCUAUGUCGCUCUGAAACUUCUUUCUGCGGCUCAGUCUGCUCUACCCCUGCGCAUCGAGAGCGUCUCUGCCAGUAAGUCUAAUGUUAGACAUCCUGGCCUGUUGUCUCCUCGUCAGACCUCCCUCCUUUUGUCUCCUCCUCAGAUCUCCCUCAUGUUGUCUCUCCUCAGACCUCCCUCCUGUGGUCUCCUCCUCAGACCUCCCUCCUGUGGUCUCCUCCUCAGACAUCCCUCCUGUUGUCUCUCCUCAGACCUCCCUCCUGUUGUCUCCUCCUCAGACCUCCCUCAUGUUGUCUCCUCCUCAGACCUCCCUCCUGUGGUCUCCUCCUCAGACCUCCCUCCUGUUGUCUCCUCCUCAGACCUCCCUCCUGUGGUCUCCUCCUCAGACCUCCCUCCUGUGGUGUCCUCCUCAGACCUCCCUCCUGUUGUCUCCUCCUCAGACCUCCCUCAUGUUGUCUCCUCCUCAGACCUCCCUCCUGUUGUCUCCUCCUCAGACCUCCCUCCUGUUGUCUCCUCCUCAGACCUCCCUCAUGUUGUCUCCUCCUCAGACCUCCCUCCUGUGGUCUCCUCCUCAGACAUCCCUCCUGUUGUCUCCUCCUCAGACAUCCCUCCUGUUGUCUCCUCCUCAGACCUCCCUCCUGUGGUCUCCUCCUCAGACCUCCCUCCUGUUGUCUCCUCCUCAGACCUCCCUCCUGUUGUCUCCUCCUCAGACCUCCCUCCUGUUGUCUCCUCCUCAGACAUCCCUCCUGUUGUCUCUCCUCAGACCUCCCUCCUGUGGUCUCCUCCUCAGACCUCCCUCCUGUUGUCUCCUCCUCAGACCUCCCUCCUGUUGUCUCCUCCUCAGACCUCCCUCCUGUUGUCUCCUCCUCAGACAUCCCUCCUGUUGUCUCUCCUCAGACAUCCCUCCUGUGGUCUCCUCCUCAGUCUAACCUGUUGUCUCUCCUCAGACCUCCCGCUGCCCAGGUUUGUGGGGCUCCAGACUGAGGCAGAGGUGUGGUACCCCUCCGCUCCUGCAGGAGGAGGAGAGGGCACUGGACCUGGAUUCUCCUGGACAAAAGCAGACAGAAACACAUACAGACAUGUGGAUUCUGCGGCCGAGAAGGAGCUGUGGUCUCCCCCCAGGUCUCCGAGCGUCUCCCCCCCUCGCUCUCCCCCAGGCUACCAUGGUUAUGCCUUCCCUAGGAACGGGACAGAGCCCCACAUGGUCUAUGAUCCGCUCUCGUCUCGCUCAGUCGCUCACAUAGAGACUAACUCCUCUCCCGGACACUACUCCAUCUCCUCAUCUGACCUCUCCUCUGCUCCUCUGGUCCAGUCUGGCUCCUGUGAGAGACUUGACCAGCAGGGGGCGGUGUCCUGUGAGGAUGACCCCUGGAGGAUCACAGAGGAGCAGCUGCAGUAUUACACACACCAGUUCACACGUCUGCAGCCGGACCUGGGCGCUCUCAUCAUUGGAGCCUUGGCCAAAGACUUCUUCACAAAAUCAAAGUUGCCGAUUCCAGAGCUUUCGCACAUUUGGGAGCUGAGUGACGUGGACAGAGACGGGGCUCUCACCUUCUCAGAGUUCUGCACAGCCUUCCAUCUGAUCGUGGCUCGUAAAAAUGGCUACCCCCUCCCUGAGAGCCUGCCCCCCCCUCUGAGACCUGUCCAGGAGAGGGAGGAGGAGGACGAGGAGGAGGAGGAGGAGGAGGUGCCGGACACUCCCCAAAGCGUGGAGCCCCUGAUUGUCUUCGAGGACCCUGAGAUGAACACACAGAGAACAGAGAUUGCAGAAAGACUUCAGCCACAAAUACAACUAAAUACAAGUGAGGAGGACUCUAAACAAGCUGACGCACACGUGCGAGGAGCAGCCCUGUUUCAACCCACUCCUUUUUCAUUUCCACAAAGACCAGCCGAUGAAAAUCUCUGCCAGAGGAAGACUCCAGUUCCUUCAACCUGGGCCCCUGAAGCGUGGCUUAGAGAAUCCGCCUCCGAACAAGGUGCCGCAGCCAAACUUCGCCGACUUCAGUCACUUUCGAGAAGAGGUGAGAUCCCGUCACCCACCUCACCCCCUUCACCCUCCUCACCCACCUCACCCACCUCACCCCCUUCACCCUCCUCACCCACCUCACCCACCUCACCCCCUUCACCCUCCUCACCCACCUCACCCACCUCACCCCCUUCACCCUCCUCACCCCACCUCACCCACCUCACCCCCUUCACCCACCUCACCCACCUCACCCCCUUCGCCCUCCACACCCACCUCACCCACCUCACCCCCUUCGCCCUCCACACCCACCUCACCCACCUCACCCCCUUCACCCCUCUCAGACUCAAACCUGUAAUAAAGAUUUCUGAGCAGGCACUUCAAAGCCCGCCCUCUCCCUCGUUUAUAAACCUGGAUCAUAUUGAUAGAAAGGAGGAGAGCAGCCUGAAGAUCCCAGGAUCCAGGUUCAGGAUGAGCUCUGUGGACAAUUCUGCUCAGGAUCUGCUCCUCGGGGCUCCACAGAAACCAGCCCGGAGGAAGUUCCAUCCAGAAAUCCCAAAUAUGGACGUCCCCCCUCUGGCCAUAUCUCUGGCUCCUCCCACCAAGGCUCCACAGAAGCUGUUGUCGAAGCAGAAGAGAGAGAUCCAGAUGGCCAUCCGCAAGAACAAGGAAACCAAUGCUGUUCUCAGGCGUCUGAACAGCGAACUGCAGCAACAACUCAAGGUCGCACACCAGGAGAGGGUCACGCUGGAGUCCCACCUGGAGCUGGUGCGUCCGGCCAUCGUCACAUGA